Molecule: messenger RNA, 423 nt
Organism: Candidozyma duobushaemuli
Lineage: Eukaryota; Fungi; Ascomycota; Pichiomycetes; Serinales; Metschnikowiaceae
Gene: RPS15
Product: 40S ribosomal protein uS19
Exons: 2
Coding region: 1-423 (140 amino acids)
Biological process (GO): ribosomal small subunit assembly; translation
Cellular component (GO): cytosolic small ribosomal subunit; ribosome
Molecular function (GO): RNA binding; structural constituent of ribosome
Source: RefSeq, a predicted model, not a curated record
AUGGCUGAGACUAGUAUGAAGAGAACCUUCAAGACCUUCUCCUUCAAGGGCGUUGACCUUGAGCAGCUUUUGAAGAUGGACACUGACGAGUUCACCAAGCUCUGCGGCGCCAGAGUCAGAAGAAGAUUCUCCAGAGGCUUGGGUGCCAAGCCAAUGGGUUUCAUCACCAAGUUGAGAGCCGCCAAGUUGGCUGCCCCAGCUAACGAGAAGCCAGCUGUCGUCAAGACCCACUUGAGAAACAUGAUUGUUGUUCCAGAGAUGAUUGGCUCCUUGGUUGGUGUCUACAACGGUAAGGUUUUCAACACCGUUGAGAUCAAGCCAGAGAUGGUUGGCCACUACUUGGGUGAGUUCUCCAUCACCUACACCCCAGUCAGACACGGUAGAGCCGGUAACGCUUCUUCCAGAUUCAUCCCAUUGAGAUAG